ACCUUCUACCGGGGCAUCAGUCGCGUGUCCCUCUUCACGCACCCCCGCAAGGAGGAGAACGCGCCCCACCUGAAGGAGGUGGUGCGAGAGAUGAUCCAGCAGGCGCAGAAGAUUAUUGCAGUGGUCAUGGAUGUAUUUACAGACCGAGACAUCUUCCGCGAUAUUGUUGAUGCAGCAUAUAAGCGCUGGAUCCCAGUCUAUAUAAUCCUAGAUGAGGAGGGUGUGAAGCUUUUCCUGGAAAUGUGCAGAUGUCUUGACCUCAGUGACUCGCAGAUCCGGAAUAUCCGCAUACGUUCUGUGACAGGAGUUGGGUUCUACAUGCCAUCAGGGAAGAUCAAAGGCACAUUGGGAUCCCGAUUCCUGAUGGUGGAUGGUGAGAAGGUGGCCACUGGAUCAUACAGCUUCACAUGGAGUUCAUCCCACAUUGACAGAAACAUCCUGCUAGUCUUGACAGGACAGCACGUGGAGAUGUUUGACAUUGAGUUUCGUGAGCUCUAUGCCAUCUCAGAGGAAGUUAAUUUAUAUAAGGAACUGGGUAUUGCUAACCCAUUCCAUCUUGGAAUCGGGAAGCCAGGCCUUCAUUCCUCCACCGUGGCUCGGAAGUUCAUUAACCCCAAGUAUGGUUUAGUAGCAGGGGCAACCCGUGGUGAUAUGAUGCUCUGGGCUUCACGACACACGCAAGAUAAUCAGGGAAAUAUGGAAAAGGAGGAAACAAGUGAGUCAAAGAAACGGUUAAAUCAGUUUCUGAAUGACUUAGUCACAUUGGAGCAAGUGUUCCCAGAAAUAGAUCCACCUCUGGAGAACUUGAACAAGCAGAAUCGGAGCCCUCAGAAACUUUUUUCCCGGCUCCACGUGGACCUGAAAAAUAAAUCCAAAUCCAGAGAGUCUAUUCGUGAUGUGAAGAAAGAAGAUGCACAGACCAACUCAAAGCAAGGGAAACGGUUUGCCAGUGGCCUUUUCAGUCGCAAGGCCAAACGGUCUCCAGGCUCAAGUAUUGAGGCCAAUUCUUUUGCCAGCGAAGGACAUUCAGGAGAAGACCUUGGGAACAUGAAAGUGGAAUACGAGCGGCUCAGCGUUGGCCAUGCCAGUGUUCGGAGCACUGGAGGCAUCUCAGGUAACCUGAAUCCAAACUCCACUAUGAGUGAAAAAAACAAACAGUCUACCUGUGUGUUAUCUUGA
Messenger RNA from Acanthisitta chloris (rifleman), 1179 nucleotides. RefSeq names its product family with sequence similarity 83, member F (gene SACK1F). The annotation marks the transcript as partial. The record is from RefSeq and is a predicted model, not a curated record. The transcript has 5 exons. Lineage: Eukaryota; Metazoa; Chordata; Aves; Passeriformes; Acanthisittidae.